UCCCUCUUCACUUUGAGCAAUAAUGGCAGCAAUUAUCACCGUUGACUUUCAGAACUGCUUCAUCUUUAUCCUCCUAUGCCUCUUCUCACUCUUUUGUUACUCUCUCUUCUUCAAGAAACCAAAGAACUCGCGAAGCUGUGAUCUGCCUCCGACCCCUCCUUCUCUUCCAAUCAUUGGUCAUCUUCACCUUCUCCUCUCUGCACUAGCCCACAAGUCUCUUCAGAAACUCUCCUCCAAGUAUGGACCUCUUCUCCAUCUACGGAUCUUUCACGUCCCCAUUAUCCUCGUCUCUUCAGCCUCAGUGGCCUGCGAGAUCUUUAAGACCCAUGACGUGAGCGUUUCCUCUCGCGGUGUUGCUGCGAUCGAUGAGUCCCUCGUCUUUGGUUCUUCUGGGAUCAUCAACGCUCCCUAUGGAGAUUACUGGAAGUUCAUGAAGAAGCUCAUCGCCACUAAGCUUCUCCGACCACAAUCGAUUGAGAGGUCACGAGGUAUUCGUGGUGAAGAGGUGAUGCGAUUUUACAACAGCCUUCUCGAUAAGGCGAGGGUGAACGAGAGCGUUGAGAUCAGUAAGGAAGCAAUGAAGCUUGUGAACAACACCUUGUGCAGGAUGAGCAUGGGAAGGAGUUUUUCAGAGGAGAACGGCGAGGCAGAGAAAGUCAGGGGAUUGGUGGAUGAAUCUUAUGCCUUGACCAAGAAGAUGUUCUUGGUUACUUUAUUGCGCAGACCGCUCAAGAUGUUUCGGAUCCCAUUGUUCGUGAAGGAGAUAAUGGGAGUUUCCGACAAAUUCGAUGAGUUGCUCGAGAGAAUUCUUGUGGAACACAAAGAGAAACUGCAAGAGGGCUAUCAAGGUACAGACAUGAUGGAUGUCUUAUUGGCAGCUUAUGGAGACGAAAACGCAGAGUAUAAGAUCACUAGGAAUCAUAUCAAGUCGUUUUUUGUGGAGCUUUUCGUUGGAGGCACUGAUACCUCAGUGCAAACUACACAAUGGACAAUGGCAGAGAUCAUUAAUAACUCUAACGUUCUUGAGAGAAUAAGGGAAGAAAUUGAUUUCGUUGUAGGGAAAACAAGGUUGAUUCAAGAAACUGAUCUACCGAACCUCCCUUACUUGCAAGCGGUAGUAAAAGAAGGGCUAAGAUUGCAUCCGCCUGGGCCUCUCUUGGUAAGGACGUUCCAAGAAAGAUGCGAGAUCAAAGGUUUCUACAUACCGGAGAAGACAACACUUAUUGUUAACGCUUAUGCUGUGAUGAGAGAUCCUAGUUCUUGGGAAGAUCCUGACGAGUUUAAGCCGGAGAGGUUUUUAAGUUCUUUAAGUGGGCAAGAAGGCGAGAAAGAGCAAGGUUUUAAGUACCUUCCUUUUGGCGGCGGAAGGAGAGGAUGUCCUGGAAGUAAUCUAGCUUAUAUAUUUGUAGGAACCGCAAUUGGAGUGAUGGUGCAGUGCUUUGACUGGAAAAUCGAAGGAGAUAAGGUCGACAUGGAAGAGACAUUUGAAGGAAUGAACCUAAGCAUGGUUCAUCCGCUUAAGUGCAUGCCAGUUCCUCGAACCCUACCUUUUCCUUAAAUUUACUUCUAAGAUUCACAGUUCGGGACACUCUGGUUGAGAACAUGUAAUAAGUUUGCUUCUUCGAUUCCAUACAUGUUCAAAGACGUUCCAUUACAUUUUCAGUCUUUUAUGUUUGUUAUAUUGGAAAUUUCGAUAUUGUAUAUGCAAGAAAGCCGAAGCAUUGUAUUUAGCUUA
Messenger RNA from Camelina sativa (false flax), 1735 nucleotides. Its product is annotated as cytochrome P450 705A22-like. Gene Ontology annotation, molecular function: oxidoreductase activity, acting on paired donors, with incorporation or reduction of molecular oxygen, NAD(P)H as one donor, and incorporation of one atom of oxygen; heme binding; iron ion binding. Gene Ontology annotation, cellular component: membrane. NCBI's taxonomy places the organism in Eukaryota, Viridiplantae, Streptophyta, Magnoliopsida, Brassicales, Brassicaceae. The record is from RefSeq and is a predicted model, not a curated record.